Lecanosticta acicola is the source of this 792-nucleotide messenger RNA. NCBI's taxonomy places the organism in Eukaryota, Fungi, Ascomycota, Dothideomycetes, Mycosphaerellales, Mycosphaerellaceae. The record is from the annotation of a GenBank genome assembly.
AUGCAAAUCAAAGAUCGAACCUUCAUCGUCUCCGGCGGCGCCUCUGGCCUCGGCUUCGCCACCUGCGAAGACCUCCACCACCAUGGCGGCUACAUCGCCAUCCUAGACAUGAACCCAUCAAACGGCGAAAAAGCAGUCCAACAACUCAGUUCCACCCGCGCCAAAUUCUUCGAAGUAGACGUCACAGACUCCGAAAGCCUCGAGGCAGCCGUCAACGGAGCAAUGGAAUGGGUCAAGAAGACCGGAAAACCCAUCGGUGGUCUCCUCCCUCUGGCAGGCGUCGGACUCCCCGCGAAGCUUCUCGAUAAGGAUUUGAAUCCCAUUCCGAUGGCGAAACUGGAUUUUGUCAUUGACAUUAAUCUGAGGGGUGUUCUGAAUCUGAUACGGCUGGUGCUUCCUCACAUGGCCCGGAAUGAACCGGUCGGAGAGGAUGGAGAGCGUGGAGUGAUUGUCAUGGUCUCUUCUACGUCGGCAUUCGAGGGGCAGGUCGGUCAGCUGUCCUACGCAGCUACAAAAGGGGCCAUCCGCAGCAUGACUCUCGUUUUGGCGCGCGACUUGGCUCCGAACGGUAUCAGAGCCCUCUCGAUUGCGCCGAGUCUCUUCGAAACCGCCAUGAGCGCCGCCAUGUCGCCGAAAGUGAGGGAGGCGCUGCAGAGGGUAGCCGAGUACCCCAAGCGUCUUGGCAACGCCAGGGAGUUUGCUCACAUGGCUCGCACAUGCAUUGAGAAUAAUUAUCUCAACGGGGAGUGCAUUCGACUCGAUGGGGCAACGAGAAUGCCGGCCAAGCUGUAA